Agelaius phoeniceus (red-winged blackbird) is the source of this 5187-nucleotide messenger RNA. It is a transcript of the gene TAS1R3, whose product is annotated as taste 1 receptor member 3. Gene Ontology annotation, biological process: G protein-coupled receptor signaling pathway; sensory perception of sweet taste; sensory perception of umami taste. Lineage: Eukaryota; Metazoa; Chordata; Aves; Passeriformes; Icteridae. Gene Ontology annotation, molecular function: G protein-coupled receptor activity; sweet taste receptor activity. Gene Ontology annotation, cellular component: plasma membrane. The record is from RefSeq and is a predicted model, not a curated record.
UUAAAAUAUCUAUAAAAAUCAGUUAUGCUAAUAAAAUAUCUAAUAAAAAAUUAGCUUUUCCUGCAUGAAGAAGCUCAGUCCCAGGUGCAGCACAGGUCCUGUCCCUGCUGUCCCCAGGUUAUUCACGGAUGGGCUGAUCUGGGCUCUGGCCAUGAGGUUUGCCAUCGAGCAGAUCAACAACAGCAGCUGGCUGCUGCCAGGGCUCACCCUGGGCUAUGACAUGCGUGACACCUGCUUUGAGCCCCUGGUGGCCCUUCAGCCCAGCCUCCUCUUCCUCACCCGCAAUGGCACCAGGGCCAUCGGGGUCCUGUGUGACUACAGCGAGUACCAGCCCCGCGUCGCCGCCGUCAUCGGGCCCCACAAAUCCGACCUGUGCCUGCUCACGGCCAAGCUCUUCAGCUCCUUCCUCAUCCCACAGGUGAGCUACGGUGCCAGCAGCGAGGCCCUGAGCAACACGGAGCUCUACCCGUCCUUCUACCGCACGGUGCCCAGCGACAAGAACCUGGUGGAGGCCGUGGUGCUGCUCCUCAACCACUUUGGCUGGAACUGGGUGGCCACGGUGGCCAGCGAUGAUGAGUACGGCCGGGGAGCCCAGGCGCUCUUCCUCAGCAUGGCUGGCACCAACAGCAUCUGCAUCGCCUUCGAGGGGCUCAUCCCCACUGAGCUGGCCGAGCCUGACGCCACCAAGCAGCUGGAGAACACAAUUAAAUUAAUUAACAGCACCAAAGUCAACGUGAUCGUGCUGUUUGCACACAGCGUGCCAGCCCAGGCCCUGCUGCAGCACAGCCUGGCCAUGGGGCUGGGCAAGAAGGUCUGGCUGGGCAGCGAGGCCUGGCUGCUGUCGGACAUCGCCACCUCUGUCCCCAACAUCCAGAGCGUGGGGACAGUGCUGGGCUUUGUCAUGAGGACAGGGACAGUGCCAGGCUUCCAGGAGUUCGUGGCGGAGCUGUUCAGCUCUGUGGCUCAGGAGGAGUUCUGCCGGCGCUCCCGGGAGCUCAGCGGGCUGGAGGACACCGAGGUGUUGGACGCGCACUGUGGGCAGUGUGGCAAUGUCACCCUCGGGGACAUCUGGCCCAUGCUGGGGGUGACACCGGUGCAGCCCGUGCACAUGGCCGUGUACAGCGUGGCCCAUGCCCUGCACAGGGCUCUGGGCUGCACCUCCAAAGAGUGUCCCAAAACACCUGUCAGGUCCUGGCAGCUGCUGCACUUCAUGAACACCCUCCCCUUUGAGGUGAACGGGCAGAGCUUCAGGUUUGAUCAGUCCCACGGCACAAACACGGGCUACAAACUGAUCCUCUGGGACUGGAGGGAUGGCACUGUCACCUACCUGCCCGUGGGGGACUACGACCAGUCCCUGUACGUCCGGACGUCCCAGAUCCAGUUCCACACCCCAGACAAGAAGGAGCCCACAUCCGAGUGCUUCAGGCGCUGCCAACCAGGGCAAUUCAGAAGAAUAAAAGGAUUCAACCUCUGCUGCUAUGACUGCACAGACUGCUCAGAAAACACCUUCUGGAGCAGCACAGACAGCACCAGCUGCUCCCCGUGCCCACAGCACCAGUGGGCUCCCACCCGCAGCACGCGCUGCCACGACCGCACCGAGCGGUUCCUGUCCUGGGAUGAACCCCUGGCCGUGGCCCUGCUGACCCUGGUGGCCCUCACUGCAGCCCUGAGCUGUGGGGCAGCCCUGCUGUUCCUGCAGCACCUGCAGAGCCCCCUGGUGCAGCUGGCAGGAGGUGCCAGGAGCCUCCUGGCCCUGCUCUGGCUGCUGCUGCAGAGCCUCAGCUGCUGCCUGCACGUGGGCAGGCCCAGCGCGGCGCUGUGCCCGCUGCAGCAGCUCUGCUAUGCCCUGUGCCUCAAUGGCUGCCUCUCCUCCCUGCUGCCCAAGGCCCUGGAGGUCACCCUGGUGACAGAAUUCCCCCGCUGUGCCCCCAGGCUGCUGCGCUGGGUGACCCACGGCAGGGCCUGGCUGGUGGUGGCCGUGUCCAUCCUCACCCAGGUGUUGCUCUGCUGGUGCCACCUCCACCUGGGCCCUGAUUACCUGGUGGCUGACUAUGAAUCCCUGCCCAGGGAGGUGCUGCUGGUGUGUGGCACCCAGUCCUGGGCUGCUUUUGCCCUCCUGCAUGGCUACAACAGCUGCCUGGCCUUCAUCUGCUUCCUGUGCACCUUCAUGGUGCAGACCCCGGGCAGGAGGUACAACGUGGCCAGGGGCAUCACCUUUGCCACCUUCAUCUAUUUCAUCAUCUGGAUUUUCUUCCUGGUGAUUUUUGCCACGCUCAGGACAGUGCUCAGGGCUGUCACCCAGAUCUGCACCAUCCUGGCCACCACCCUGGGCAUUUUGGGCAGUUACUUUGUGCCCAAGUGCUACAUCUUGGUGUUCAGGCCUGAUCUGAACACGAGGGAUUAUUGCCAGAACCUCUCUGAUGAGCAGCCAGAGGAGGACAGACAAUAAACCACAGCCUGUGGCACCUGCUCCUCACAGAAUUUGGAUUUUAAGGAAAAAAUCCUGUUGAUUUUAAAGAGAAAAUCCUCUUUAUGAGCACUUUUAUUAUUGCCAGAACCUCUCUGAGGAGAACAGACAAUAAAUCACUCCUUGUGGCACCCGCUCCCCACAGAAAUUGGAUUUUAAGGAGAAAAUCCUGUUUAUGAGCACUUUGUGGCCCCAGGAACAAUCACAUCUGAAUUAGAGUUGUGAAAGCACAGGGCUCACAAGUCCAUCCUCUCCCUCCUCUUUGCAAACACAUUUCAGCCCCAGAAAGGAGCAACAUUAGGUUCAGUUAAUGGAAGAACCUCCAGAAAUGAUAUUUUACACCAAUCUCUCAAGUCUGGCAGUGUGAGUCACCAACAGCACUUCCCUCUAAACACUUCCAGUAAUUUCCCUUUCUUAUUAAUUAACAGCUUCUGAGAUGGAUCCAGGAAUCCUUCCACAAGCCUUGUCAGAAUAAUACAAUAAUUCUAAUAUAUCAAAUGCACCAAAUAAAAGAGGAGUAAAAAGAACAUUCUGGCAGGUACCAGCCUUUCCCAAAUCUUGUAAGAUUUAUACAAUAAUUCUGAUAUAUCAAAUAUAUCCAAUAAAACAGAAGUAAAAAGAACAUUCCGGCAGGUAUCAGCCUUUCCCAAGCCUUGUCAGAAUUGUCAAAUAAACCCAAUAAAAGAGGAGUAAAAAGAACAUUCUGGCAGGUGCCAGCAGUGCUGUGCGGGACACAGAGGAGGCAUUUCCCAUUCAAAUCCCAGCUCAGUCCAUUUGUGUUCCAUGAAAAUCAGGGACAGGCUCAUGGAAAUGAGCUCUGUGCAAAUCUCACCCUCCAAAGGCACAGCAGAAGCUUCCUCCCUCCCCAAAAUCAGGCAAAAUUCACCCAAAACUUCACAUUUUUGCCAGGCGGUAUCCAGUCAGUACCCAGUCACAUCACCAAGGUUUUUCUUUUCCCCACUCAUGUUGACAAGGAAUUAUUCUGCUCUUUUAUUCCUUAAAAGUUUUUCCAUUUCUGCUCUUUUUUCCCUAAAAGUUUUUUAAAGAAUUUGUAAAUUAAUCUAAACCACUGAACAUUUUCAUUAAAAAAAACCAAAAAAAACCAAGAACUUUUUGGUGCACUGCAAAGUUAUUUGUCCCCAAUUUUUGUGAUCACCUCCAUCUAAAAUUAUUCCUCAGUGUGAUUUAAAAAACCAAAACUCUGACCUGGAGCCUGGAGUUCUUGUUCCUGGAGCCUGCAGGAAUUCUUCACAACCACCUGAAAUUCUCAGUAUUCCUCCUCCAGGGCUGUGGCUCCAUAGCAGAGAAACAUUAAAUAACUUUUGAUCAUCAUUCCAGAAAUAGGGAAAGGAAAAAAAUCUGAUUUAACUCCACCAGGCCCUGCAGGAAAAGGCUGUCCAAAAUUCUGACCACUUAAGAUUCACUUGAAUUUUGACCAUUUAAUAUUCACCUAAAUUCUGACCAUUUAAUAUUCAUCUAAACUCUGAUCAUUUGAUAUUUACUUAAAUUCUGACAAUUUAAUAUUCACUUAAAUUCUGACCAUUCAAUAUACACUUAAAUUCUAAUCAUUUAAUAUUCACCUAAAUUCUGACCAUUUAAUAUUCAUUUAAAUUCUGAUUAUUUCAUAUCCUCCUCACUGGAAAAUGCUGGGAUUUAUGGUAUUUAAAUGCUGUUUCACUCUCCCCUUGCUGUGUGAUCUGUACCAGCUGGGAAGAAGGAAUCUGCCUCACCAAGCUGUGCUCGCUCUUUUCAUUUAAGCUGGAAAAUCAGAAUAAUUGAGGCUGGAAAAACCUUCAGAUCUCAAGUCCAGCUGAGCCUCCAGGGUGUCCUGACAAACCCAAGGCUCAGCAGAAUUUACAAAGGGUGUCCCAGUGAUUCUUGAUUCUGCUGGAGAGUCCAAAAAUUGGCAAGAUUUAGGAAAUAAAUCACAAUGAAAUACUGCAAAGAACUGAACACAUACACUGUGGUUAUCACAUAAAAUUAAAAGCUUUUUAGUGUUUAAAAUAGCAUUUACACAUAAGCAGCUAUAUAUUAACUAUACAGACACUUGGGUUUUAAUACAAUAUCUACAAAAAAGAAUUCAAUUAUGCAAUAGACAUUUAACAGGAACAGUGCAGUCCAUGCUAAUAAGAGGUCACUCUUGGAGUAGAACCAGUUCUAGAAUAGGUGAUAGUCUGGGUUUUCAUUAUUUAAAAUCAUGAAACUUUGUUCCUCUACUGUACAUAAAAUUCUUUACAUGUAUUUCUAAUCACUGAUUAGAAUUAAUAAUUUUAAGUCAAUCUUAUUACAAUCCAGUUAAAUGCAAAACAAAAACAAAAAAUUAAAAUAAAAAAAAAACCAAAACCAAAACAAUUACAUCAAUCCAUGAGCUGUCAAGUCUCAGGAGGGGAGAGAACAAAAAUCAGAGAGAAAACAAAAAUCAUAGCAAAAUUCAACAUCUGUGCAUCAUUGCUUGCCAUCCAAUAAAACCUUUGGAUAAAGUGUCCAGGAUACUGAUUCCUUGGAAAAGCAGAUUCAUUAACAGGAGGCAAAAGACACCAGCAUGCUUUUAAGACUAUUUGCCAAAAAAAUUUACUCUUCAGGGCUUAAAUACUGGGUGGGGACACCUCCUGUGCAGAUGCUGCCUCUUGGGGUGAGAGAAAUCACCCCAAAGUUUUUUCUGCCCCUUUUCCAGAAGCCCCCAAACAUCCCUGCUGCAGGGAGGGGUGAGCACUGAGCUC